Molecule: messenger RNA, 3779 nt
Organism: Cannabis sativa
Lineage: Eukaryota; Viridiplantae; Streptophyta; Magnoliopsida; Rosales; Cannabaceae
Product: QWRF motif-containing protein 9
Exons: 11
Coding region: 2463-3044 (193 amino acids)
Biological process (GO): spindle assembly; centrosome cycle
Cellular component (GO): centrosome; cytoplasm; nuclear microtubule
Molecular function (GO): microtubule binding
Source: RefSeq, a predicted model, not a curated record
GAGUGCAAUUCUAAGUUCUAAGAGUGGAUUCAACGAAGAAUUAAUAAGUAGGAAUUUACUUGGUAAAUUUGGUUCACUUAUUGGAAGCUCAGCAUAUAGAUCCAUGGUCCCCAUUCUAGUUGAGAACAUUCUGCUUAUAAGACUCAUUAAUUGAUUCGUGAUUGAUCAAUUAUAAUUCUAAAGUUAGACUAUGUCUGAUUUUAUGAAUUUUCACUAUUCAGGGGUGAAAUUGUAAGGAAAAGAGUUUUCUAGGUUUAUUUAUUUAUUAAUAGACUUUAUAUGUCUAAUUAAUAAUUAAAUUAAAUGACAAUAUUAUUUAAUAAUGUAUUUUAAUUAUUAAAUAAUUAGUUUUGGCAUUUUAAAGGUUAGAAUUGGAAAAUUGGCAUUUUUGAGAAAAUAGAGAUAAAAUUUGAUAAAAUUGCAAAAUUAAGUGAGGCCCAUUAACACCAUAUGGCCGGCCACUUAAGAGGCUUUUUCAAAUUAAUAUUUUCAUUAUUUUAAUGCCAAAUAAAUCCUAACCUAAACCUAGUAAGUUGCCUAUAAAUAGAAAGUGAUGGCUCACUCACAACACAUGCUUUCAUUAGCUUUCUGACAGAAAUUUCUCUCUUCAGAAAAACUGAGCCUUCCCUCACUCUCUACCUUGGCCGAAACCUCUCUCCCUCUUUUCCUUCAUCUUUUUUGUGACCCUAGUGAAAGAGUAAGUGCCCACACACAGCAAGCAGUAACUCAAUCAUAGAUUGGAAGACUGUGAAGGAUCAAAGCUUGAAGAAGAAGGAGAUUCGGGCUCAGAUCUUGAUUAUACUCUGCUACAGAAAGGAAUCAAGGGUUAGAGAUCUGAGUGGAAGGAGACAUUUAUUCCGCUGCAUCAAUGUAAGGUUUUCUUAACUUUAUAUGUGUUUAUUUUAUCGUUUUAGAAAGUUCAUAUUUAGGAUGUUAAUAAACAUACUUGUGAGUAGAUCUAAGAUCCUGGUAAAAUAAUUCCCAACAUCAACAGUUGCAGCUUUGCAGGUAAGUGAUAGUAUAUACAAUUGCAUUAUUAUAAUCACGGUUUUAGUCCCAAACUUUGGGAGUUAAAAUUACGGAAAACUAAUCAUUGUUGUAGCAUAGUAUGUUAAAAAAUGUUCUUAAUCGUUUUCUCUAAUUCCCCAAUUUAUAAAUAUAUAGACAAAUAUUAGCAGAGGAUGAUCGUCAAAGCUAAAAUAAUUUCUUAAGAUACAGGCACCAUCGUACUAGUACCUAAUAAUUUAAGAGGUUAAUACUAUUAUACUUUGUUUACCUUUGAGAGAUUACUUUUUAAUCUGCAAUUUUCAUGGAUGGUAUUAAUAGCUUGCAUGUGUUUCUUUUUGCACCCAACACUAUUGCAUCUUUACAUUAUGAAAUAAAAGUCUUAAUUGUUUGUCUUUGUAAAGGAUUAUUGCAGAUGGUAUAUUUGGAAGAGUGGUCGGUUCUAGAUUGGGACUAUACUUGUUCAUUGUCUGGGGCCUUUGAAGCUUUGAAGGCUAGCACUCUCCGUCUUCUAGUUGUUGCAGGGGCAAGGGCCGAUGUACAAAAUGUGAAGGACGCUAUUUGCUCAGCAGUUGAUGUGAUGCAAGCCAUGGCAUCCUCAAUAUGCUUAUUAACCUCAAAGGAUGGCGAAGUGAAUUCCUUGGUGGGCGAAGUUUCAACAGUAACAGCAAAGGAGCGUGCUCUGCUUGGUCAUUGCAAAGAUUUAUUAUCAACAGUUGCAGCUUUGCAGGUAAGUGAUAGUAUAUACAAUUGCAUUAUUAUAAUCACGGUUUUAGUCCCAAACUUUGGGAGUUAAAAUUACGGAAAACUAAUCAUUGUUGUAGCAUAGUAUGUUAAAAAAUGUUCUUAAUCGUUUUCUCUAAUUCCCCAAUUUAUAAAUAUAUAGACAAAUAUUAACAGAGGAUGAUCGUCAAAGCUAAAAUAAUUUCUUAAGAUACAGGCACCAUCGUACUAGUACCUAAUAAUUUAAGAGGAAUUUAAUAUUAUUAUACUUUGUUUACCUUUGAGAGAUUACUUUUUAAUCUGCAAUUUUCAUGGAUGGUAUUAAUAGCUUGCAUGUGUUUCUUUUUGCACCCAACACUAUUGCAUCUUUACAUUAUGAAAUAAAAGUCUUAAUUGUUUGUCUUUGUAAAAGAUUAUUGCAGAUGGUAUAUUUGGAAGAGUGGUCGGUUCUAGAUUGGGACUAUACUUGUUCAUUGUCUAGGUCCUUUGAAGCUUUGAAGGCUAGCACUCUCCGUCUUCUAGUUGUUGCAGGGGCAAGGGUAUAUGUGACAGACUUUUUCUUGAAUUGUUUCUCAUUGUCACCCUGCUACACCCCGUUUUUAUCAUCAGUUCAUUUGCCCAGAAGUUUGACAUAGUUAAAGCUUUCAUUAUCGCUUGCUGCAAGCCGAUGUACAAAAUGUGAAGGACGCUAUUUGCUCAGCAGUUGAUGUGAUGCAAGCCAUGGCAUCCUCAAUAUGCUUAUUAACCUCAAAGGAUGGCGAAGUGAAUUCCUUGGUGGGCGAAGUUUCAACAGUAACAGCAAAGGAGCGUGCUCUGCUUGGUCAUUGCAAAGAUUUAUUAUCAACAGUUGCAGCUUUGCAGGAUUAUUGCAGAUGGUAUAUUUGGAAGAGUGGUCGGUUCUAGAUUGGGACUAUACUUGUUCAUUGUCUGGGGCCUUUGAAGCUUUGAAGGCUAGCACUCUCCGUCUUCUAGUUGUUGCAGGGGCAAGGGCCGAUGUACAAAAUGUGAAGGACGCUAUUUGCUCAGCAGUUGAUGUGAUGCAAGCCAUGGCAUCCUCAAUAUGCUUAUUAACCUCAAAGGAUGGCGAAGUGAAUUCCUUGGUGCGCGAAGUUUCAACAGUAACAGCAAAGGAGCGUGCUCUGCUUGGUCAUUGCAAAGAUUUAUUAUCAACAGUUGCAGCUUUGCAGAUAACAACUACUGACGUUUUCUGUGGGAUGACGGUCGAUGAUUUCGGCCACCUCCGCCACCUUCGUUCCUCUUGUGGACGAUCAACGAUUUCGAACCAGCCUACCGUCUUCUGUGGGCGCAUAUCUUAGGUGAACAACAACUCUUCCCACACUCGUCCCUUAGUCGAACGGCGACUCAAUCCAAUCCGCCAUGUAUGGUUGAUAAGGUGCCCAAGGACUUUGCCAUAUUUGGAGAAUGUGGUAAUGGAUAAGCAUGGUGAUUGAAUAUGGCAAAGAUAAACACACAUUUGCUUUAAUAUUAGAAAUCAAGCUUACACUGAGGUCAUUAACAAGAUUAUAACAGCACAUUGCCAUUACCUUGAUGUUGGUGCUGGAAUUGGUUUGUUGUCAUUGAUGGUUGCCAGGGCAAUGGGUUUUGGAGCCUCAAUGCAAAAGGAGAAGGUAACAAACUUGUGAGUCUUUCCUUCCAAUGGUAAAGAUAAUGAGAAGAGUAUGAGGCUUAAUGGUAUGGAAAAGAUUCAACAAACGCUUUGAUGAACUUAAAAUUGACAAGUGAGAUAUUUGACUAGGAAUUAUUGGAUGAAAGGCUUAUACCUUCUCUACAACAUGCCAUGGAAUGUUAGUAGUGGAAAAUCUAUCAGCAAUUCCAUACCAAGCAACUACUGAUGGCCAAGUGAUUGAGUCCAUCAUUGUAGUUGUACUUUGUUUCAACACUUUAUCUCUUGUCAAAUUCUUGUAUCAAAAAUGAAUGUUAAAAAAAAUGAAAAACUUAAUUAACUGAAGGCAUAACAUGCCACUUGAUAUGUGUUAUUUUAUUUCCAUUUUGAUUGAUGAUUUUGAAACAAUUAUCUCAGUUAUGUUGCU